AUGCGUGUGCGAGCGCCGACCGAAGGGAAUUGCGCUGUGAUCAAACCGAGUGAAUUAGCACCAAAAUGUGCACAAGCCAUGUUUGAUAUGUUACCGCGUUACUUAGACAUACAGUGUAUCAAGACGGUACUCGGCGGUGCUGAUCAGACACAAGCAUUAUUGAAAGGCGAUAUUGAUUAUAUUUUCUACACAGGUUCGACGGCAGUUGGUAAAAUAAUUAUGCAAGCUGCAGCAGAUAAAAUGAUACCAGUUACUUUGGAAUGUGGUGGUAAAAGCCCCGUUUAUGUAGCUGAUGAUGCUAAUAUCGAAAUAGCGGCAAAACGUAUAGCAUGGGGCAAAUGUGUUAAUAGCGGACAAACAUGUGUGGCUCCUGAUUAUUUAUUAUGUUCAAAAGCAACUGAACAACGUCUUAUACCAGAAGUUGUGAAAGCUUGGGAAGAAUUUUAUACCGAAAAUCCGUUAGAAUCACAUUCUUAUGCACACAUAGUUAAUGAUCGACAUUUUAAACGUGUUGAAAAGUUAAUUGAUCACUCGAAACUUGCUUAUGGUGGACAAUGUGAUGAAAAUCAUAAUUACAUUUCACCAACAAUAAUGACAAAUGUCACCAAGGACGAUAAAGUGAUGCAGGAAGAAAUUUUCGGGCCUAUUUUACCGUUUGUCAAUGUUAAUGAUGAAACUGAAGCAAUAUCUUUUAUCAACAAUAAUCCAAAACCAUUAGCACUCUACGUAUUUACAGGCAAUAAGAAUUUAGCAAAAAGAAUAAUUAGUGGAACAAGUUCGGGAUCUGUGUGUGUUAACGAUGUUAUAUUACAAGCUGCACCAUGCGCAUUACCUUUUGGCGGCGUUGGACCCUCGGGACUUGGUCAUUAUCAUGGAAAAUAUUCAUUCGAUACAUUUAGUCAUAAACGUGCAGUUGCUUUUUCAUCAAACUUCGGAGAUAGUUUGCUUGCAAUCAGAAAUCCACCGUAUGCACAAACCAAGACAAAGCGCCUGGAAUUUAUUAGUAAAUCAUAUAGAAAUUGGUUUUCAAUUCCACGUGUAUUUAAAACGUUUUGGUUUUGGGCAUUUUUUUGCUUAGCUAACGCUGUUUUGAUCAAAAUUAUUUGGAAAGGUAUUAAAUACGAUCGUUGGGAAUUUUAA
This is a messenger RNA of Didymodactylos carnosus, 1140 nucleotides long. Lineage: Eukaryota; Metazoa; Rotifera; Eurotatoria; Philodinida; Philodinidae. The record is from the annotation of a GenBank genome assembly.